GAUGGCCCGCUUCAUCGCUCUGACCGGUGCUGUGCUCCUCUGCAGCGGUGCGCUAUUCACGGCAUUUGUGGCUGCGCCCCGUGCCGCCCCAGCCCCGACCGCUCCGCAUGCGGCCACUGCGGCCUUGAGUGCCGUCACGCUGGUAGCCCCCCAGGCAGCUCACGCCGAGGACGGUGCCGUGUGGAUCCCCGCUCUCUCCGCCAUCGGCGCCGGCUUCGCCAUCGGCCUUGCGGCCAUCGGCUCCGGCGUGGGCCAGGGCAUCGCCAGCGGCCGCUGCAUCGACGGCAUCUCUCGUCAGCCUGAGGUUGCAGAUGACCUCCGGGGCGUGCUGCUGCUCUCCCUGGCCUUCAUGGAGUCGUUGACCAUCUACGGUCUCGUGAUUGCCCUGGUCCUCCUCUUCGCGAACCCACUGAUCAAGUGA
Messenger RNA from Symbiodinium sp. CCMP2456, 421 nucleotides. The record is from the annotation of a GenBank genome assembly. NCBI's taxonomy places the organism in Eukaryota, Dinophyceae, Suessiales, Symbiodiniaceae.